UUGAUUCAAAUGAUGGUCGGUUGUGGUUUACAUGUGUAGUUCAUAACAACAUUUUAUCGAUCCCUUUGAGGAACUUGUGGGAAGCAGACUCGCAUAUUCGAUUAGCUUUAUUUCAGCUGUUCUCGACCCGAUUGCGUUCGAAUGGUUGCGUAGUAAACACAUUGCAUCAUGGACAGCAACGAUAGCAGACUCAAUGGGACCAUAAUGAACCCGACAAAUUUAAACGGUGAGCAUUGGAAAAUAAUUAAAGAAAAGAUUCUCAAUAAGUAAAUUAAUAAGUAAAUAUGUCUAACAACUACUGCCUUUAACAUGUUUUAAAGAAAGGGGAGGGGGGAGGGAUAAAACAGAAUUUUUCUGUCAGACAAACUCCUUUUAUUGCAAGUUUAGAGGACGUAAUAGUUUAGGACCAGAAUUCAAGAGACUAUGUUGUUGUAUCUUUGCAGUAUGUCUCUACAUGUAUUGCUUGAGUUUAACUUGAGACUGUGGAGUUUUGAAAUUACUGAAGGGCCUUUGCUUCUUGGAAGGAUUCUCUCUUUUAACAGAUUGUCUGUUCAGUACGAAUAAAGGCUAAUUUGAGGCAUUUUUAUCCGAUAGAAAUCAGUUACGCUGUUGAUUAAUGGGAUCUCUCCUUCUUGCAUGGGGAGAAAUUUCGUUUUUCUCGUGACACAGGUUUUCCUCCUUAUUCCACACUUCCAUGGCCGAAAGUCGUCAACAACAACAACAUUAAAAAACUGGAAAGGAACAAAAACUGUUUCUUUAUUUUACCUUCAAACCAUCGAAAAAAAGAGGAUCGGAGAGCAUUUUCCUCAAGUUUAUAACUUGAUCGCUUUAUUUCAUCCUUUAAGACGUCUUUUUUUUAACUUUUCCGUGGAAGAUUCUAUCGCAGGCAAGGAAGAGACUGUUGAGGUGGGCGUUAUUGUAAUGGGCCUCAGCUGUAUUUGCCUGGUGGCCUGUGCACUAGUUGUUCUUCAGCUCCGCUCGAACAGCAGACGCAUUUCAGGGAACCGUCAAAGAGCCGGACAUUCAGGGGAUGUGUCUGAAGAUCGAUCAUGUGAUCCAUUGGAUGUGGCAGCACCGCCCUCAUAUGACGCAGUAAUCCGUUCCCCUCACCUGUACCCGCCUUCCCGACAGAUCCCCAUGUCUCCUUGUGCCUCGGAGUCGCGAAGAAGCUCCAGAUCAAGUAGAUUCAGUUUGUCGCUUCAUAGUCCUCGACUCGCCCUUCACUAUCUCGAAGUCCCUCGAGGAACAUCAGAGGAGGACCUCUCCGUACAUCCGAGCUUACAGACGUCUCACGAGGAGGACAAUGAAGAACCUCCCCCACCAUAUCCAGGGAAUUUCAUUUCAACAGAAACAGGACAAGGUGCGAAUCCAUCGGACAUUGUCUGUCAAAGCAACUCGAGACUAUCCCGCAAGAGUGCCGGACACGGUGAAAUGAAUGAGAGAACAGUUAAAAAUGAGCUUAACCGAAGGAACUCGGGAGCGCGGGAAAGUACCAGUCACGUGGUCGAUGCGGCGUGGACAAGUAGAGAAAUCUGUAGUGAAUUAUGUAGAACUGACAUCUGUCAAUCAAAUCACGAAAGGAGGAUCCCAGUCUGCAAUCUUAGACAGCCUAAUGUUUUUCGGACAGUUGUCUCUUAUUCACCGCAUCUUCAACAUUGUAGAGCGCCCGUCACUGAGUCUCUGACUGCCUGUGCUGAAGAUAUCGAAUUUGCUAACACUGUGUAGUCAUAACUUUUGUGUGGUCAAUAUUUCUAUAUUAAAUUCUCAUUUUUCAA
Molecule: messenger RNA, 1775 nt
Organism: Stylophora pistillata
Lineage: Eukaryota; Metazoa; Cnidaria; Anthozoa; Scleractinia; Pocilloporidae
Source: RefSeq, a predicted model, not a curated record